UUGGCGGGGCGCGGCGCGUGCUCGCGGCGGCGGCGCGGGGGUCGGCCCGGCCCGGCGCAGCCCCACGUGCCGCCGCGCUGGAGGCCAUGGUGCUGGACCCGGGGGCGGCGGCGGGCGGCGGGCUGGGACCCAGCGCCGCCCCGCGCCUCCCCGACCGCCAUGGGCCGCCGCUCUGCUCCUGCCCGUCCCCCCCGCCACCGGGACCGGGACCGGGACCCGCGCCCCGUUGCCCGCGGGGAAGGCGGCGUUUGUCGGAAACCGGCGCCGGGAUGCGGCGGAGCGAAAGCGCGGGGGGGCGUGGGGGGAUGCGCGCCGCGGCCUCCCUGCCCCACAUCGCGCGGGGGCGUGGGGGGGAGGAGGGCGGCGGGCGGCGGAGCCCCUGCCUGCUCGUGGCGCUGCGGCCCCGGAACAUGGAGGCGGAACGGGAGCGGUUCUUCCGCGCCAGCUUCGCCUACGACCCCCAGUUCGAGUACGCGGAGCCGGUGCCCGCCGCCGUGCUGGAUAAAUACGGAGCCGCCUCCGAUCGCUUCGUCGCUCAGGCGAUCAGGAUCAUUCGUGCCGUCCUGGAAAAAUACGGGACCUAUGAGAGCUUCGAAGUCGCCACGGGCGGGAGGCUGCUGAGCAAGUGCCAGAUCUGGUCCGCCAUCCGAAAGUACAUGCAGAAGGAAGGCUGCGUGGGAGAGGUGGUGGUGCAGCUCACCGAUGACCUCCUGUCCCAGGCGGUGAUGAUGGUGGAGGACAGCCGGCCGACGCUGGCCAUCAACCUGGCCGGAGCGCGGCAGCACUGGCUGGAGGGGAUGCUGCGCCACGAGAUAGGCACCCACUACAUCCGGGGGGUGAACAACACCCGCCAGCCCUGGCACAGCUCCGAGGGCCGCAAGCAGUACAGCCUGAAGCCCGCCAACCCCACGGAGGAAGGCUUGGCCAGCCUGCACAGCGUCCUCUUCCGCAAGCAGCCCUUCCUGUGGCGGGCAGCCCUGCUCUACUACACCAUCGAACGGGCCAGCCGCCUCUCCUUCUCCGCCCUCUUCCAGGACCUGGAGCAGUACGUCCAGGACGCCGGCGUCCGGUGGGAGUACUGCGUGCGGGCGAAGCGGGGCCAGACCGACACCUCGCAGCCAGGCUGUUUCAGUAAGGACCAGGUCUACCUGGACGGGAUUCUCCGCAUCCUGCGCCAUCGGCAGACCAUCGACUUCCCGCUGCUGGCUGCGCUUGGAAAGGUCUCCUAUGAGGAUGUGAAUCGGCUGAAGAAAUUUGGGGUCCUGGAGAAAGCCCGCAUCCCCCAUUUCAUGCAGGACCUGGAGCGGUACAUGAAGCAGCUGGACCACAUCGUCACCACCAACGGGCUGAACGAGGAGGAGCUGGAGCAGCUGCUGCCUGACUGAGGGGCAUCCCCCCACCCCUCCCCAAAACCGCCACCCCAAGGGUGUAGCUGGUGCCAUUUGUUGGGUAUUUAUUGGGGCUGGAGCCCGGAGGAGCAGGAAGAGCCCGGGCCUCCUCCCCUGCGCCCGGGCAGCCGCUGUGCAUGUACCGCUGUGUAGGGUAGCGCGGCCGAGAGGGCCGGUGUGGUUAGUGUUGGUGUGUGUGUGUGUCCCCCACCGUCCCCCGUGUGUUUUGGGGAUGGCUGCGCGGCUCUGUGAGGCUUUGGGGAGUUGGAGAUGAGGGUUCAGAGGGAGCGAGGGCAGAGCUGGGGACACCCCCCCCCCCCUCCGAGGUGCAGGAGGCUGUGCAGGGGGGGUGGUUGCAAUGGGGGGGAUGCCCUUCGGGUACUGGGGGGGGCUGGGAGCUCUGGGCACCGCCUGGCAGGGACUAAGGACUGUCCCCCACCCAUCAGCAGCAGGAAGGACUUUAAUCCCCCCCCCCCCCAAAUACCACUCUCUGCUCUCCCCAUCGCUCUUUGCCCACAAUUAACCAUCGCUCUGCACCCCAACUACAGCCACUCUGCCCGGCCCUGAGGCACAGGAGGACUCAGGGUAGGGACUCAGGCUUGAUGUUAGGAAAAAGCGUGUAAUAAAAAUGAUGUAAUGGAAACAAUGUCUGGGCAAAAGGUUGUGCGUAGCAUCAAAAGCCAGGCUGGCACCGCUGUGAGCACCGACUGUGCAUCUCGCUUGCGCGCAGGCAAAGCUGCACGGCUCCUGGCUGGUGCGUCAGGAGCAGGAAGGGGUCACCGGAGCGUGUAAAACAACGUACUGCGCAGGGACAGCGUUAAUAAAUCAAAGUAGGCAAAAGCGGGUGCUGCCCCAAGCUGUUCCUGGUCUCUAACACACGGUGUCGGCAGCAGUCCCGGCUCCCCGGCUGUGCCACCCCUGGGAGAGUUGAUUUAAAAGAAAGAAGAAGAAUUAAAAAAACAACACAGAUUUAGUUUUGGCUUUUAGCUGUAGCCUUCCAUCCCACUGAGCUCCUGCAAGGGUAGCACAGGCCAAGUUGUGGCUCAAACCCAAAAGCUCCAAGUCUGGCUGCAAGCCCUGUUCCCAGCACCUCCAGCUGCCCCCGCAGCCCCGAUCUCACAGGGCAGCUGCAGCCCCUCUGCAGGCUGCGGAUGCUGCGGCAGGAAGGGACGAG
Grus americana (Whooping crane) is the source of this 2562-nucleotide messenger RNA. It is a transcript of the gene MATCAP1, whose product is annotated as microtubule associated tyrosine carboxypeptidase 1. The transcript is spliced from 6 exons. The record is from RefSeq and is a predicted model, not a curated record. The coding region runs from base 87 to 1385 and encodes 432 amino acids. NCBI's taxonomy places the organism in Eukaryota, Metazoa, Chordata, Aves, Gruiformes, Gruidae.